Molecule: messenger RNA, 8845 nt
Organism: Lutzomyia longipalpis
Lineage: Eukaryota; Metazoa; Arthropoda; Insecta; Diptera; Psychodidae
Gene: FBXO11
Product: F-box only protein 11
Exons: 7
Coding region: 442-3441 (999 amino acids)
Biological process (GO): regulation of apoptotic process; protein ubiquitination; ubiquitin-dependent protein catabolic process
Molecular function (GO): zinc ion binding; protein binding
Source: RefSeq, a predicted model, not a curated record
ACGAAGUUGCAGUGAGGUGACGUUUUGGUGUGAAAAAAGUCUCCCGACAAAUUAUGCAAUUUUCUCUGCAUUUCCAGCUGUGAAAAGGUGUGGAAAAGUUGCAGAAUGCACCCCUAAGUGUUGCGUGCGUGCGAAAAUGGUGGAAAAGCCGUGAAAUUGUGCGUGGGUGUGUGAAAAAAACGGCUGAGACAAUUUCUUCUCGCGGGGGCCCAGUGGUGUGAAUUUUGUUGGCAUCUCCCUCUUGUACGCGCAUCGGCCAAUCUGUGUGUCUCGCUCUCACUGAAGUGCGGUUGUUUUUUUUUCGGGGCACUUAAAAUGGCUGCGAGUUUCUUCUUUGUUUAGGACGGCUUACGGAAUUUUUGCUUUGGCCCCCACAUAUUGUGUGUGUGCUGUGAAACUCCAGACGGGGCCUUUUUGUUGGUGGAUUACUUGUGGGGCACCAUGCCGAGUGCCUCGUUCACAUCUUCACGAUCCUAUGUGAGGCGAUCACGGCGAAAAGGUGCCAAUCGCAUCGCUCUGCCAUCGAGAACUUCAGAUCCGUGUGAGCCACCAUGUCAGAAUCUUCCAGCCCUAAAUGUUGGUACAGCAACAUCAUCCGGAGGUCCAUCAACUGUUGCUGCUACGGGAACUAGUGCUUCCAGCACAAAUACAGCAGCAAAUUCCACAGCAACAAGCAGUGGUGGUGCUAUUCCGGGACCUAGCAAUUCAAGUAGUUCCCCAGCUGGGGCAUCAGCUGUUGCCACAGCUACAAGUUCCGCUGCUGCAGCGGGUGUUGCAUCCACAUCGUCGGCUGGGCAUCAGUCCCCGUACGAUUUGCGACGUAAAUCCCCAUCGGCCAGUCACGAUUUGUGCACCUGGAGCGGCCAAUCGGGGCAUCACUAUCAGAGUACGUCAAUCGAUGGGGGUUGCUACAUGCUGCCGGCACGCAAAAGGCCCCGCCGUACGUAUUCAACGAGCAUUGACACAUGCACCCCGUCGGCAGCGCAGUAUUUGCAAUAUGAAAUGCCCGAUGAGGUACUCCUGACAAUCUUCUCCUACCUCCUGGAGCAAGAUCUGUGUCGUCUAUCGCUCGUUUGUAAGCGCUUCAAUACAAUUGCCAAUGAUACGGAAUUGUGGAAGAGAUUGUAUCAGAGUGUGUAUGAGUAUGAUUUGCCACUAUUCAACCCUGAACCGUGUAAGUUUCUCUUUGUAAAACCCGAAGAUUCCGAUUAUGCAAAUCCGUGGAAGGAGAGCUUCCAUCAGCUCUAUCGGGGCAUCCACGUGCGUCCCGGGUAUCAAGAUAGGAAGUACAGAGGGCGCAAUAUUGCCUACUUUAACACCGUUCAAGCGGCUCUUGAUUAUUCCGAUGAACGCACAACAGCCACGGGUGCAGCUGCAGCAACGGCGGGACUUACACCCACAACGAUUUCAUCACCGGGUGUCCCAGCAUUGGCAAAUGCCGGAGCACCCGCUGGUUUGCCAUCAAAUGCCGUUCUAGCUGCGGAUGAGGGAUGCGUUGUUGAGCAUCCGGGGAGUUUAAUCUUCCUCCAUGCUGGGCACUAUCGUGGGGAAUUUUUGGUAAUUGAUUCAGACGUGGCACUCAUUGGGGCUGCUCCGGGGAAUGUGGCGGAGUCCAUUGUGCUCGAAAGGGAGUCCGAGUCAACGGUGAUGUUUGUUGAGGGUGCCAAACAUGCCUACGUGGGGCAUAUGACGCUGAAAUUCUCACCCGAUGUGACAUCCACGGUGCCCCAUCAUAAACACUAUUGUCUCGAAGUGGGUGAAAAUUCCAGUCCAACCAUUGAUCAUUGCAUCAUCCGAAGCACUUCUGUUGUGGGAGCUGCUGUAUGCGUAAGCGGUGUGGGUGCAAAUCCCGUGAUUAGGCAUUGUGACAUAAGUGAUUGCGAAAAUGUCGGCCUGUAUGUGACGGACUACGCACAGGGGACGUAUGAGCACAACGAGAUCAGCCGAAAUGCUUUAGCUGGAAUUUGGGUGAAGAACUUUGCGAGUCCCAUAAUGCGGGAAAAUCACAUUCAUCAUGGACGCGAUGUUGGGAUCUUUACGUUUGACAAUGGAAUGGGAUACUUUGAACGGAAUGACAUUCACAACAAUAGAAUUGCUGGCUUCGAAGUGAAAGCUGGUGCCAAUCCAACAGUGGUUAAAUGUGAGAUACAUCAUGGGCAAACUGGUGGCAUUUAUGUACAUGAAAAUGGUCUUGGACAAUUUAUUGAGAAUCGAAUUCAUUCCAAUAAUUUUGCGGGUGUUUGGAUAACAUCCAAUAGUAAUCCAACAAUACGCAAAAAUGAAAUUUACAACGGACACCAAGGGGGUGUGUAUAUUUUUGGCGAAGGACGCGGGCUGAUUGAGCACAAUAAUAUCUAUGGGAAUGCCCUAGCGGGUAUACAGAUACGUACGACAAGUGACCCAAUUGUGCGUCACAAUAAAAUCCACCAUGGGCAACAUGGGGGGAUUUAUGUGCACGAAAAGGGCCAGGGGUUGAUUGAGGAGAAUGAAGUGUACGCCAAUACAUUGGCGGGUGUGUGGAUUACGACGGGUAGUACGCCGGUGUUGCGGCGCAAUCGUAUCCAUUCCGGGAAGCAAGUUGGUGUCUAUUUCUAUGACAAUGGACACGGUAAAUUGGAAGACAAUGACAUCUUCAAUCAUCUCUAUUCGGGCGUACAGAUACGCACUGGUAGCAAUCCUGUGAUUCGUGGCAAUAAAAUUUGGGGCGGACAGAAUGGUGGGGUGCUCGUGUACAAUGGGGGCUUGGGGCUCCUUGAGCAGAAUGAGAUUUUUGACAAUGCCAUGGCGGGUGUGUGGAUUAAGACGGACUCCAAUCCAACGCUGAAGCGCAACAAAAUCUACGAUGGACGCGACGGGGGUAUUUGUAUCUUCAAUGGGGGCAAGGGGAUCCUCGAGGAAAAUGAUAUCUUCCGGAAUACCCAAGCGGGUGUCCUCAUUUCCACACAGAGUCACCCCAUUUUGCGGAGAAAUCGAAUUUUCGAUGGAUUAGCAGCUGGGGUGGAGAUUACAAACAAUGCCACGGCAACGUUGGAAUUUAAUCAGAUUUUUAACAAUAAAUUCGGCGGACUUUGCCUUGCAAGUGGUGUUCAGCCAAUUGUGCGUGGCAAUAAGAUUUUCAAUAAUCAAGACGAAGUGGAGAAAGCCGUCUCCGGGGGCCAGUGCCUCUAUAAAAUCAGCAGCUAUACAUCCUUCCCAAUGCAUGACUUCUAUCGGUGUCAGACGUGCAAUACAACGGAUAGGAAUGCCAUAUGCGUGAAUUGCAUUAAGACAUGCCAUGCAGGACACGAUGUGGAGUUUAUACGGCAUGACAGAUUUUUCUGCGACUGUGGUGCCGGUACGCUGACAAAUCAGUGCCAAUUGCAAGGUGAACCAACACAGGAUACAGACACACUGUAUGAUUCAGCAGCACCAAUGGAAUCUCAUACAUUAAUGGUGAACUAGGGUCUUGUUAUCUUUAUCAUGAUUUGCUAAUUCAUCAUCAUUACAACAACAACAACAAAAAAGAAGAAUAAUCAUUGGAAGAAACUCCACGGAAGUACUACAGAUUUUGGCGGAUUCAACUAUACCUAACACGUUAUUAUUAUACCUAUUAUUCAACUACGAGACCUUCAUUUGAUUUUCUUCUCUACUAUAUUACAGUAAGUUCGAGAUUAUUAUCCUUUUUUUAUUAUUAUUUUUUUUUUAUUCAAUUUAAAAGAAAAAAAACAAUUUAAAUGUGAGAAAUAUUCCUUAAUUUUUGGACAUUUAUUACAAUAUUCUCUCUUUUAACUUCUCAGACACAUUAAAAUGUAUUUUGUUUAAAUGUAAAACUACUAAUAAACUGAAGUCCUUAAUAAAGUGAAAUAUUAAAAUUAAAAUAAAUCUUACUCUCUGGUAAAUCUGUGGAGAAGAAUAAUAAAGAAAAAUUAAUGAAAAAAAAACAAAUAUUAAAAAAAAUCUUCUAUCACCAAUUAUUACUACGAAAAAAAAAAAGAAAACAAAACAAGAAAUACAAUUAUUAAAUAAAUAUUUAAAAAAAGUGUAUGAAAGUGUUUAGAUGUUUGUAGAUUUGUGCCCAUAAUUUAGGAGAAAUUUUUUUUUAUUCUUCCGUGAUGGUUUUUCUUCGCAAAUUUUCCUUUAUUUAGCUUACAGGAAAAGACGGAAAGUAUUUUUUUUUUAAAUAAUUUAUCACUUUUUGUUUAUGAAAUAAUUCUGGAAUCAUUGAGGUUCCAUCAAAUGUUUUUUUAUUAGUCUGUCUUAAUGCUUCUUUACAAAAUUAAAGAAAAUUAAUUAAUUUUAAUUUAUGUACAUAAAACAUUUUUAUUCAAUAAUUAUCGUGAAAGAAGAAGAAGAUUAACUACAAAAAAAUCAACAUAAUGAAAAAUUUCUUGUCUUCUAGUGCUAAUUGAUAUUUGAAUAGUGAGAAAAAAGAAUUAAUAAAAAAAUAAAUAAAACACAACUAAACACAUUUUUUAGGAACUUGAAGAAAAAAAAACGGAAGAAGAUUUAAGAAGAAAAUCAUUUUAGGUGCCAAGAAAAUAAAUUUUUAAUAUCAAUGCAAAUUAAUUAAAGAAAAAAAGAACACAGUGGGUGGAAAAUAGGGGGGAGUAUUAAAAAAUUAUUAACAAAAAAAAAUUCUAUAUUUUCCUACGAAUCUCUAUUUAAUUUUCUUUCAAAUUUCUUUCGUUUUGACAAGUUUUUUUUUUGUAUUUAAAUAUUUUCACAAACAGCCCAUUAAAAAAAAAGAAUAAAUUAAAGAAAAAAUUUCUUCUUCCAAAUUAAUUGCAAUCAUUGCGUAGGAAAUUAGUGUGGGAGGGAGUGAGAAAGAAAUUAAUAAACUGAAAUAUUAUUAUUUAUAUAUUUAUAUAAUAACAAACAAAAAAAAAAGAAUAAAAAUGACUAAAAAAUAUCACGCUGAAAUAAAUUUAAUGAGAGAUUGAUUAAAAAAUUAAGAAAAAUAUUAAAAUUAGCAAUUCAAAAUUGCAGCAUAGAAAGAAAAUUUUUAAUUCAAAAUCGCAAAAAAAUAAGCAAAUUUGUAAAAUAUUUCCAUAAUAAAUGUGAAGAAAAAAAAAACUAUUUUUUGGAAAUGUCAAAAAAUAUUGGACAUGAAAGUAAUAAAAUAAAAUUAAAUCUUUAAAGUGAAAAAAAGGAAGGAAAAGAAGAACUAUUUAUUCACGGAAAUUAAUAAAAGAAAUUAUAUAAAAGAAAAAAUAUAAAAUAGAUCGGAAAUGGAAAUUGGAAAUUGAGAGUGAGAAAAAAUAAUUAAACAAAAAAAAAAAAGAAUUGAAAGGCAAUUUUUGUGAAGAGAAAUUUAAUAAAUAAAUAAAUUGGGAUAUGUAGAGAUAUUUAAUAAAAUAAAGUAUUAGAAAUUGAAAAAAUAAAUAAAUUUGAGGAAAAAACAACAAGAAGGAGGGAUUUAUAAAGUCGCCCACUUGAGGGGAAGAGAAAAAAUAUUUAUUACUCAAUAUUAUAAUUUGUCUCUUGAUUAGAUAUUAGAAGAAAAAAAAAUUGGGGAAAAAAGAAGGAAUUUGUAGUGAUGGGAAGGGGCUAAAAGAAGAAACAAUUUUACGAAAAUAAGGCACACAUAGUAAAGUAGAAGGUUUUUUGUUUGUUUGCGAGUGAGCGCGAGUGUGUAAAUAAAUUACAAUUAUAAAUGACAAUUAAUUUGAUAAGAGAAUGGCUUAAGAAAAAUAAAUAAAUAAAAGAAUAAAUGACCGUAGAUUAAGGGAAAUAAAGAAAAAAAAUUGACGGAGCUAUAAGAAGAAGAAAACUAUAAUAGUAAGAAAUUAUUUAUAGUAAAUUCAAAACUAUGUGUAUGUUGUGUGUGUAAUUGUGUGAAAGUAUAUAUUUUUAAUUUUUGUGUGUGUUUAAAAAGUAUUUUUAAUUAUUAUUUUUCUCUCUUUAAAAAUGCAAAAAAAUAAAAGAAAUAAACACGUUUAAUCUGUCCCAAAAUUCCCAUUUAUAAUUAACAUGAUAAAAAAAAUGAAAAAUUAAUGAUAGGUAGAACGUUUAAAAAAAAAAGAAAUAAUUUUUGAACAGGUAAAUAAAACACAUUUAAACGUGAAGUAUAAGAUUAAAAAGAAAAAAUGAUAGAUCAAUAUUAAAGAAAACAACAAAAAAUCUCAGUAAAUUCUUCUUACAAAAGAAAAAAUCAUUGCCAUAGGUGGAAGAAAGGAAAUAUAUCAAAUUUUUAUUAUUAGAGAUACUCAAAAAAAAAGGAAAGAAAGUUCAUCGUAAUGUGUCCAUCGUGCAUUUCAAUUUGCAAUAAUUACGAACAUAAAAAAUGAAGGAAACAAUAAAGGUAUUAAUGUUCUCCACAAAACAUUAUCUAUUUUUAUUUUUCAAAUCAUGCUUUGAAACUAUUUUAUUGGAAUAAAAUUUUAUAUAAAAAAUAUUUAUUUAUUUUUUUAAUUUUCUGAUAUGAGUCAGUGAGGCUUCACCAGCAACGUAGUCAUCAUCCGCUCAACUGUUAAAACUCAAAUUUAGCCUUAACUGUUAGGUUAACUUUAACUGAAAAGUUCAGGCUAAGUUCAAGGGUCUAAUCUAGGGCACGGACUUUCGAAGUCACUAUUUAAAAAAAGUCUGUUUAAAUGACUGAAAGAAUCAGUCAUGAUCUUCCACUAUUAGAGUUGGUCAAAACAACUAAAGUUCUUUAGCAAAAUUGACAAAAUUAUUCAGCUAAAGAACUUCAGUCGUUUUAACUAAUUGAAAUAGUGAAAGAUCGUGACUGAUUACUUCAGUUAUUUAAACCAAUUUUUCUUUAAAGAUUAAGUAUCUAAGAGAAGAUCUAAGUUUCUAAAAGAAAAUGUUGUGUAAUUGAUUUUCCCUCCAGAGCCUGAGGAUGCUAUUUAAAUAUAAUAGCGAAAUGUCGCUGAUUAGCAAGAAUUAAGUUUUUCAUUUAUUGACUGCGCUCCGAUUCAACAUUUCCUCAUUAACUAUCUAAGUUGCAUAAAAAGUAUACGAAGGUCCUUCAUUUUUUUUAAUCCUUUUAUCAAUUAAAAAUUAUUCAUUUCCUUCUUUUUUAUGAUUCUUUGAAAAGGAGUCUUUUCAGUCCAGAAGGAGACUUUCUUUGGGUCUAGAAAAUAAUUUUGACCCCCAUGAUCUAGAUAAGGUAAUAAAAAAGAAUAAGAAAUCGAUGAAAAGCUUAACAUUUUCCACUGGGGUCACAUAGAAUAAAGCCAACAAAGAUUUCAUAAAAAAACGCUCAACAAUUGGCGGCCAUUGCCAAUUUUAUCCUUUUAGAUGUUUCAAAACAUUCGUAGUAAUGUUUCGUAGCGACAAAUUCGUAGAAGAAACAUUAAUGUGAAUGUUUUGAAACAUUUAAAGGGAUAAAAUUGGUAAUGGCCGCCAUUCAUUGAGGAUUUCUUAUCCUUUUUUGAUUCUCUAAUGUUAUUUACUGCAAUUGAGUGUACGAUGGAUUGUGGUUUUGUUUCGAUUUGGUUUUUUGAGGAGUUUAUUGUGCUAUUUCGAUGUCACAUUUCAAAUUAAAAAAAAACGAAAGAUUAAAUAAAAUUCCCACAGAAAAUAAAGUUUGUGACGUAGAAAUUCUUACAAAGAUAGAAAAGAAAAUGAAAUUAAACAAAAAUAUAUCUAGAAAAGUAACAAAAAAAUAUAAACUUUUUCACUGUGUGAUGAUUAUCGUGUUAAAAUAAAAAGAUUUAAAAAUGAAAUAAUUGAUGAAUAAUUGCAAUAUUAGUCUAAAAGAAUAAAACAAAAAAAAAACUAAAACCAACUUUUUGAAAAGAACAAAAAAGUAAAUUGAAAUAAACAUUUUUUCUUUGGAGUGUUUGUUGUUUUUUUUUUCCUUUUUUGUUAUAAAUUCUUUUGUGCAACGUACAAGAAAAAAAAUGCAUCAAAAUAUUUAAUGUAAAACCUUGAAGUAAAAUAAAAAAGAAAAAAAGUAUUAAUGAAGUGAAAUGAAAUAUAAGAAAAAAAUCAUAAGAGCACCAGUGUUAACUAAAAAAAAAAGUCUUGAAAGAAAAAUAGUGAAGAAGCAAAAAAAAAUUAAAAAAUACUAAUGAAUGAUAGUAAAUAUUAAGAAUUUUAGAAAGAAGAGAAAAAUAAGAAAUAUUUCUUUUGGGAUUUUUGUUUGUUUUUGAGAUUUUUUGGUUUUCUUCUGAAGCACAGUGCAUUUUUUCCUCUAGAAAUCACACAAAAAACAAACAAUUAAUAAAAAAAACGCAAACAAAUCAUUAAUAAAAAAACAUUGCAAAUCAUUCCUUGAAAUAUUUUUUCACAAUUUUCAGUUUUUUUCUACUAAAUGGGUUUUCUUUCUCUUUCAUCGAAUAUAAAAUAAAAUAAAAAAAAUAUCAGCAAUAGUUAGUGAAUGGAAAAAAAAACUUACAAUUUAUGAAAGAAAAAAAUUAAUUAUAGUUAUUUUUUAUAUUGCUCACAAUAUCGUGAUUUUCAAUUGAGCCAGAAAUAUGUAAGUGGGUAGGGUUGGUGAAGAAUAUAAAAUGAAAAAAAAAACCUAGCAAGAUAAAUAUUAAAAUUAACAAAAAAAAAAUGCAAAGUAUAUAUGAAAGUGAGUGUCGUCAUAGUUGAGAAAAAUAAAAAAAAACAAAGUAUUAUUUAACAAUUAGAUGAUGAUCAAGAUCAAGGAGUAUAAAUUAGAAGAAGAAGAAACUACAUAAAUACCCCUUAAUCCGUUUUUUUUUUAAAUUUCUUUUUCUGUAUAGAAAUAUAUAAUAAAGAAAAAAAAGUAACACAACACACACAUUUUAUAUAUUAAACAUAAAAAAUAUGCAAUUUAUGCGAAUUUUUUUCUACAUAAUACUUUUGUUAAACACGCAGAAGUUUUUAUUUUAACUUCUAAUGGGUUUUUAUCGUCGUAAUGUUUUUUUUUUAAAUAAAUAUAAAUAAAUCA